AUGAAUAAAAUUGAAGUACAUGGAAUACCAAUAUGUUUAAUAUUUUUUCUUAUAUCAAUAAUAUAUUUUUUUUGUGUUAUUACAAUAUAUUUAUUUUUAUCAAGAUUUGCACCAGAAAAGUUACGUCAACAAAAUAAUAGAGGUUUAAUUGGGGAGGAAGAAUAUCAAUAUUAUUGUGAUUGUUCCUGUCUUUCAACAUUAUGUCCUUGUGAAACAAUUUCACUAAGAUCAUUUUUAAGGAAAACAUGUUGUUGUGUUAAAGCUGAUUCACUAAGAGAAGUAUUUCAUUGUGAAUGUUUUAGACCAAUAAUACAAGGAACACCUGCAUAUAAGGUGGAUUUUAUUUGUUGUACUGUUUAG
Messenger RNA from Strongyloides ratti, 360 nucleotides. RefSeq lists its product as hypothetical. The record is from RefSeq and is a predicted model, not a curated record. Bases 1 to 360 code for a protein of 119 amino acids. The transcript is spliced from 2 exons. NCBI's taxonomy places the organism in Eukaryota, Metazoa, Nematoda, Chromadorea, Rhabditida, Strongyloididae.